Molecule: messenger RNA, 2073 nt
Organism: Coniosporium apollinis CBS 100218
Lineage: Eukaryota; Fungi; Ascomycota; Dothideomycetes
Exons: 4
Coding region: 1-2073 (690 amino acids)
Biological process (GO): SRP-dependent cotranslational protein targeting to membrane; post-translational protein targeting to endoplasmic reticulum membrane
Cellular component (GO): Sec62/Sec63 complex
Molecular function (GO): transmembrane protein transporter activity; RNA binding
Source: RefSeq, a predicted model, not a curated record
AUGUCGCAAGACUACAAUUACGACGAACAGGGACAGUUCUUCCCCUACUUCGUCCUCACCAUCGUUGGCCUCAUCACACUACCCACCACAUACUCCGCCUUCAGGAAGGGCCAGGACCUCGAAAACACAGCGACCCGGAUAAAAUCCGACUUCCAACCCGAACAUGCGGAUCUUAUUGAAGGACAAAGGAAGAAGCAGAGGAGGAGGGAGCGCAAGCUGAAGCGCAUGGUAGUUGCGGCGGCAGGAUGGGCGCUCAUGGCGGGUAUGGUGUACCUGAUCAUCGUGACGGCGAGGACGGUGCCGAAAAUAUGGGAUCCUUACGAUGUGCUUGGGGCUUCAAGGUCCUGGGACGAGAGAAAGAUCAAAUCGCAUUACCGGAAGCUUUCCCUUACGCACCAUCCAGACAAACGUCAGCCCGACCCCGCCAAGAAUGAGACUGUCGACCUCAUCAACGAUGAGUGGGUGGAGAUGACCAAGGCGUUCAAGACUCUGACGGACGAGGAGGUCAGAAACAAUUACAUCCAAUAUGGCCACCCAGACGGCAAGCAGAGCUUCAGUAUUGGCAUUGCGCUGCCGAAAUUUAUCAUCAGCGAAGGCAACGGCAAAUACGUCCUGAUGCUCUAUGGCGCUCUACUGGGUGUGAUUCUGCCAUACUUUGUGGGCAAGUGGUGGUAUGGCUCUCAGAAAGUUACAAAAGAGAAAAUCCUCGUUGCAAGUGCUGGAAACCUGUUCAGGGAGUACGAAAACGAAAUGACUGAGGGUGACCUGAUCAAUGCGAUAAGCAGCGGCGAGGAGUUCAAGCAUAUUCUUCAUGGUAAGUCAGAUGCAGGAUUAGCUAGGAUCGAACAACGCAUCCUAGCGGAUGGAGAGGCAUCGCCACUUGCGGGAGGGUUGGGAGUUAAAGACCGUGCCAAGUUACAAGAGCUGGAUGAGGGUGUACGCAGGAAAGCUCUUGGACUAUUAUGGGCAUACCUAGGUCGGGUUGAGUUGGACGAUCAGGCACUCAACGACGAAAAAUAUGAGGUCGCACCAACAGCACUCGCACUGACUGAUGCGUUUACGUCCAUGUCGUUGGCCUACGGCAAUACGAAACCGCUGCUGGCGGCCUACCACACCUCACAGAACCUCAUCCAAGCCGUGCCUCCGAGAGCCUCCCCAUUACUGCAACUCCCACGCUUUACACCCGCAGUAGUCCGGGCUGUAGAAGGCGAAACCGCAAGGACGCAUCUAACAGUGCAAGAUUUCAUGCGCAUCCCGGCCGAUCAGCGCAAGAAACGCGCCGUUGGCCCGGGGCUUCUAACGGAAAAGGAAUACAAUGCUGCUAUCCAGAUCGCAUCGCAACUACCUGCGCUCAAGGUCGAGAAAGCGUUCUUCAAAGUUGUAGGCGAGCGCUUCGUCACGCCAAGCAGUUUGGUCCAGUUCGUUGUCAAAGCGCGAAUCAUUCCUCCCGGGGCCAACCACAUCCCAGAAGUCAACGAGAAGGAUCUUGAAGACGUCGAUGCCAAAGAAGGCGAUCUUGAUGCCCUGCACGGCCGCAAGAAGAACGACCCGGAGGACGCUGAAAACCGCAUACAGCCUCCCCUCGCGCACGCACCCUUCUUCGCACGAGACCACUCACCGCGAUGGCACGUAUUCCUUGCUGACAGCAAGCAAGGCAAGAUUGCCGUCCCUCCCUUCACCUUCUCGACAUUCGAUAAGCCGCUCUUUGACGAGCGCGGCAACCCGACAUUCAACGUGCAGACGCUGAAGAUGCAGUUUGGUGCUCCGCCGCAUGCGGGUCGCUACACUUUUGUCAUGCACCUGAUCUGCGAUAGCUAUAUUGGCAUGGAUACGAAGAUGGAAGUCACACUGGUCGUGGAAGAGGCGUCGAAGGCGGAGGAGAUGGUGGAGGAAGAGGAGAUUAGCGAGCCGGAAGAAGGUACUGUAAUGGGGCAGAUGAACGCGCUGAAAAAGGAUGCUAGUGCUAAGCAGCGUCCACGCCGCGUCGCGGACGAGUCUAGCGGGAGCGAUACUGAGGGUGAUGAGGAGACAGAAAGCGAGACGGAUACCGAUACCGAUACUGAUGACGAGUGA